Molecule: messenger RNA, 510 nt
Organism: Heterobasidion irregulare TC 32-1
Lineage: Eukaryota; Fungi; Basidiomycota; Agaricomycetes; Russulales; Bondarzewiaceae
Exons: 1
Coding region: 1-510 (169 amino acids)
Source: RefSeq, a predicted model, not a curated record
AUGCCUGUUACUGAAUUUGCGAGGCUCGAGUUCGUAAAACCAAAUGACUUAUUCUCACCGCACCUACUCCCUCUUUUCACAAAAGUCUCCGAGCUCCAGGCAGCGUGGUCGGGGUAUCCCCUUCUUUUCUACCGAAAUAUCAACAAGGAGGAUGAAUACUUCUUGAUCUCGGGAUGGAGAGACGUCCCUGCACAUGAAGCGUGGAUGAAGAGCGAACAGAACCAGGGGUUGCUGAAGGCGUUGGGCUCCUCCGUCGGUGCGAUCGAUCUGAUACACCUCGACAUAGACUACGGCCAGAUGCCGAGGGAUUUGGAUACUUUGGUGUUGGAACAAAGUUCUGGAGAGUCUGAGGUCGGCAAGGGCACCGGGGGCGACAAUUCUGAUUGGCAGGCGAUCGGGAAGGAUGUCGAGGGAAAGCGAGACACCAUUUUCCAUUUCGCUGGGUAUCGCGUUGGAGGAGAAAUAGGUACACACGAAGGUUCUUCUAUUUUGUCCCGUGUUGUGGUCUAG